Molecule: messenger RNA, 1863 nt
Organism: Fusarium venenatum
Lineage: Eukaryota; Fungi; Ascomycota; Sordariomycetes; Hypocreales; Nectriaceae
Molecular function (GO): protein binding
Source: RefSeq, a predicted model, not a curated record
AUGGCGCCAAGGAGAAGCACAAGAAUUGCUACUAGCGGAUCGGCAAUUGCGCCAACCCACCACCACAAUCUUAGGAAGCGAAAAGCCCAAGGCUCAAAUGAGGCAGAUCGACUCAAACGAAAGAAGAAAGCACCGAUUAGAAAUACCAAUGGCCGUACAAAGAGCCAUGCUGUCGCGAAUAAUGGGCGCGUCUCUGGACAACCAGCUCCAGAAGAUGCCUUGUCCGUUCUUCCAGCAGAGAUUCAGCAAAACAUUCUGGCCAAUGUAAACGACACAAAAAGUAUGAUUAACUUGGCUAGCACCUCCAAACGCUACUACGCCGUCGCCAUGGCUAUUAUUCACAACCACAUUGCUGUCCAAGUACGCUACUAUGCCCACAUCCCCAAAGUCAUCAGGCUGCUUGAACCUCAUCUGAGUAUCAUUCAGAAAAAGCAGUUGAAAAAAGUGGGGAAAUAUAAAGGCCGUCAAGAGAGAUUUUCCAGUCGCCUAGAUCAGGACGCUGUUCCAGGCUGCGCGCAAGAUGUCCGACAGAUGACUAUCGGCAGUAUCGAUCCGGGGAAGAGGCAUAAGAGCUUUGUACUGAGGACGCUGGAGGAAGUGUUGAAGAACCUGACUAAUCUUGAGGUAUUGGAUACGAUGGAGUUGACGGCAUCGAUGGCAUCCAGUAUUCUUGCACUAAAACAUCUCAAAGCGUUGCGCAUAUGGGGCCCCUUCAUCAACAUCGCCUCUCUGUCGCAGCUGCGGGACCUGAAACAUUUGUCCCUCAGAAGCAUGAGUUCUUGCUUCAGGUCUUUCACCAGGGAGAAAACCCUCAAAUCCUUCGUAUUGAACUCGUCCUCGACCUUGGAAAGCUUGGAAAUCCAUUCAACACGGUGGCCAUUAAACAUCGAUAACGUCAGAGAGGAUGGAACUUUGGCGGCCAAUAAAGAUUCCAUGAACGAGUCACCUAUUUUUACCGCACUCAAGUCGCUCAGCCUUAACAGUCCCUCAUCGGAACGUGAUGGCGAAACUUGCCUGUCCAACAUUUUCCGUUCCGUCAACUUCUUGCAGCUGCGGAAGCUUGAGAUGAUGCAAUUGGAAGAAGGGAAAUUGACCUUCUUCAAGUCUCUGGAGGAUUUGUUCAACACGGCUGACGAGGGCACUAUUCAGCUACGACAUCUCGUGUUGGAUAUGGACGCUGAACAACCGAACUUUCUGGCAUCUGAAGUACAUUUGGAGGGUAUAUACAGAUUCAUAGCAUCGUUCGACACCCUAACCUCUCUCGAGAUCCACAACCAUAACACAUUCAAGGACAACCUCCUCAACAAUCCUGACAUAUCGCGCCGACUACAGCAGGUCAUAGCCAUGCACAAGGGCCUUGAAUCACUGCGCUUUCGAUAUACAAGAACCGCUACAUCAUACGCUUCAGUCGAUACCCUCAGAGUCUUGACAAAGAAUUUACCCCAGCUGCGAGUACUUGAAAUCCCCCUAGAAGAGAAAGAUUUUGAUGGAAUGGCACGAUCGAUAUUACGUGCUAGAAAUCUCGAAACCCUGAUCUGCUCGUCGUUUAACAGUUGGAACUAUCGUGUCAACAACGCGAUUAUCACGUUUCGCGAAAAGUUGGUAGGAAGCCUCUUACACAUUGCUGAGGACAAUGAAGAAUUCAUUUGGGAGAGAGUAUAUCGUCUAAAACAUAUAACUCUCGCCUACCGCAAGUUCACCAUUGGCUCCGAUUUAGAACUGACGAACAUGGCGUAUCUCGAGAGGAUCAGCAGAGAUGAUAAAUCGGUCUGGGUUCAAGACAAGCGUAUCAUGGUAAGGUCGAAGCAAUGCUAUUACACACCAUCGAGUGAGUGGGCGAGUCAAAUCAUGACGUCGGUCUAA